UCAGAGCAUAUACCAUUUAACCCCUUUUCGAAAGCCUCUGUUUUAGGGCUGAGGGGCCGAAUGGCGCACCGCGGCUGGGGGCGCCUCGUAAGUAGAUCAUCUAGGAUAGCAGCAGCAUCGAUCCGGCCUCCCGCAUUUCAUUCGGCAGCUCAAGAUCUCCUCCGCGGCAGCUAUCCCGCGAGGAAUUUCAGGAUCGCGGAGAAGAAGGUCGCGGAUUUCAAGCAGGCUGCUGUGUCCAAGGCGCUGGUGGCACUGCGAGCUGCCGAGAAUGUGUCCAACACCGCCUGGAAUUCGAUCGCUGGAACCUUGCAGCCGGUUGCUCGACGCAUUGAGAAUUUGGACUCGGGUUACAAGGAAGCCAUGGCGCUUCGCUUGGAGGCCUUUUGUAGGAGGAACCGGCUGAUUCUUCUUGCUGCUCUAGGCUCUGGUAUGUCCAUAGUUCUCUGGAAGGUGGUUAUCAACAUUAGUGAGCUGCUGGUGGGAUUAUCGAAAUUCUCCUUUCAGUUUGGAUUGCUCGUUCUUACGACUUCGUCAGUCGUUUGCGCGGGUCUAGCUUUGAGAACGCGACACACCAUCAAUCCCGAGACGGUUUAUGGAAUUGUCAUGCGCAAGCUGCAAAGUUCUGCCGGAUUUAUGGAGGUGAUGGGCCAUCCAGUUGUUGGUGGAAAAGUUCGUGCUUAUUUUACAUCCGGGGGUGACUUAAAGCUCCAGGACCUCAGGCCAAGGCUGAGCUGCAAGCGGUGCUUUAUUGUGUUUCCAGUCCAAGGCUACGAGAGACGAGGCAUGGUGAGCAGCGAGGUCAUCAAAGAGGGAGGACAGUACCAUGUGAAGCUGCUGGCUGCUGACAUUCCAAUGGAUACAUCCGAUGAGAGGUUAUAUGUUGUCGGGGAUGACCGUGAUUUCGAAGCUUCCCAAGGGCCAUAUUUUGAGCUCCGAGACCCGAUUUUCAAGGCGAUUGCUGCCGAGCGGGAGUUUGAUGUUCUAGAUGAGAUUGAAGCCAGUCAGCAGCGCAAGAGGUUCUUAGCCAAGCUGGAUUCAACCAUCAAAAGAGGACAACGAUGGGCUAAGCGUUCAGCCGAGUUGUUGAAAAGAUGAAAGCUUCUGGAGGAUGACUGAGGUACGUUCUUUUGAAUGUUCAAACCCAUCCAAAUUUGCAAACCAAAUAAGCUUUUUGUUCGUUGCGAGGUGACGUUUGGAGCGUUGAAGCAAUAAAGAGUUCGAGAAGGUGGUGACUUGGACGAGAGAAAACGCCAACGUGGUAGCUCGGUUACCCAGCGUGGAGCCGACGUGGAGCCGAGAUUAACUGGCGCAACGGUUGGCGGAGUCAAACGAAUGGAAUUUCCCUCGGGAAGCUUCCGGCAGGGUGUGAGGCCGGCUUCACACACUCCAGGGCAGAAUAAGUCUUUGGGUUAGCCAGGAAGACGCAGGUGUAGCAACGAGCGCUAGUCAACACGAGAUCGAUAGAGAUGAGAGCGUGGAAUUGGCCAUUCCCCGCGAUAGAUAUACCCAGUAGCAGUAGACCCAGCAGGGAUUUGUGGAAGCGGUAGCGAGCAUCAAAAUCUAAUUUUGGCGACAAACACUCCA
Selaginella moellendorffii is the source of this 1584-nucleotide messenger RNA. RefSeq lists its product as uncharacterized. Lineage: Eukaryota; Viridiplantae; Streptophyta; Lycopodiopsida; Selaginellales; Selaginellaceae. The record is from RefSeq and is a predicted model, not a curated record. The coding region runs from base 61 to 1095 and encodes 344 amino acids. The transcript is spliced from 3 exons. Gene Ontology annotation, cellular component: intracellular membrane-bounded organelle.